UACUUUGCUGCCUCCUCUGCAGCUGCCAGACCUGCUUCUGCUGCUGCUCAGGGAGAGCAUCUGGGGAGGACCUUGCUGACCACUGAGAAGAUGAUGAGCUCAAGCUAUUGGAGUGAGACGAGCAGCAGCAGUUGUGGGACUCAGCAGGCCCCAGAGGGGCUGCAGUACCAACCCCAGAAUUACCACUGUUACCAUCAGUCAAGCCCAGCCCAGCAGCCUCCAGAAAAAAAUGUAGUUUAUGAGCGAGUGAGGACCUACAGUGGGCCCAUGAACAAGGUGGUUCAGGCCUUGGACCCCAUCGGCUCACGAGAAGUGCUCUCCCCUCUCAAAACUGCCUCCUCCUACCAAAAUUUGGUUUGGAGCGACCGUUCCCAGGAACUCCAUUCUCCAACUCUGAAACUAUCUACUUGUGCCCCAAGCGCUCUACAUAUAACCCCAAAUACUGAACAGGAACUCCAUUCUCCAACAGUGAAAGUCACUACAUAUCCACAGACCACUAUUAGGAGAUACAUAGUACAAAAUCCUGAACAGGAACCACUGUCUCCAUUCCUAAGAGGAGGCCAUUUCUUUCCAGGAAACAAUGUUAUUUAUGAAAAAACGAUAAGAAAAGUGGAGAAGCUAAAUAUGGAUCAGGAAUGCUAUCCUCAGGUUCAGUGUCAUCAUCACGUUGUCCAACAGCCCCAGAUCAUCCACUCUCCACGCUGUCAACAAUCCCAUUCUAGCCAGCAAAUCCAAACCAUCGCAGGAAGUGAUUCAACUUCUACAAACACUGGAAAUGAACUGUGCCAUGGUGGAUCAAACCAUACCCAUGAGCAGGUGAUAAUUCAGGAUGAUGGCCCUGAAAAAUUGGACCCCAAGUAUUUUGGAGAGUUGCUUGCUGAUCUAAGCCGUAAAAAUACGGAUCUAUAUCACUGCUUAUUAGAACAUUUGCAGAGAAUUGGAGGAAGCAAACAGGACUUUGAGUCUGCAGAUGAGUCAGAAGACAUUGAAUCGUUGAUUCCAAAAGGAUUGUCAGAAUUUACAAAACAACAAAUUCGCUAUAUUUUGCAGAUGAGGGGUAUGUCUGAUAAAUCACUCCGGUUAGUGCUGUCCACAUUCAGCAACAUACGGGAGGAGCUUGGACAUCUUCAGAAUGACUUGACAUCACUGGAAAAUGACAAGAUAAGACUUGAGAAAGACUUGGCAUUCAAAGAAACUCAAAUAAAAGAGUAUGAAGAACUUUUGGCAUCAGUCAGAGCAAAUAAUCGCCAGCAGCAGCAAGGACUUCAAGACUCAACUUCAAAAUGCCAAGCAUUGGAAGAAAACAAUCUCUCUCUUCGGCAUACACUAUCAGACAUGGAGUAUAGACUAAAAGAACUGGAAUACUGUAAGCGUAAUUUAGAGCAAGAGAAUAAAAAUCUUAGAAUACAGGUUUCUGAGACUUGUACAGGCCCAAUGCUGCAGGCUAAAAUGGAUGAGAUUGGCACCCAUUACAUGGAGAUGGUUAAAAACUUAAGAAUGGAGAAAGAUAGAGAGAUCUCCAAACUAAGGACUCAAUUAAAUCAGUACCAAAAAGAUGUUUCAAGAAGAGAAGGAAGUUGCAGUGACUUCCAAUUCAAGCUUCAUGAACUGACAAGCUUGCUGGAAGAGAAGGAUUCCCUUAUAAAGCGUCAGUCAGAGGAACUCUCGAAGUUGAGACAAGAAAUAUAUUCAUCUCAUAACCAACCCUCCAGUGGUGGAAGGACUACUAUUACCACUAAAAAGUAUAGAACACAAUAUCCAAUCCUAGGCCUCCUGUAUGAUGACUACGAAUAUAUACCACCAGGUAGUGACACACAGACUAUUGUGAUUGAGAAAACAGAAGACAAAUGGACUUGUCCAUGAAUGAAUCUCCAACUCAAAGGAAUAUUGUUGUGUCUGCAUUAGUACUUUGUUAUUUUUCCAUAACUAGAGGCCAAUCAAUAUUUUGAACCAUGCUACUACUCAGCAAUCUAAUGGAAUUAAUUAGUUAUACAGAAGACAGUUUCUCCAGCCAUUAAUGAGGCCUGUAGCCUCAUUUUUGUAUUCAAUGUAGCAACACACCACUUGUUUAAACUUUAAUUACAGACACUGUAGGACUUAGUUUUACAUUAGUUUUCAAUAGGGUGCUUCCUAAACACUGGAUUAAUUUGUUAGGGUAGAGAUUUUACAGGUUAUUCCAUUAGAAGAUUUUCUCUGAUUUUGAAUGUGCAAUUCACCUACAAGAGUAAAUACUGUUUUUUAACAACAACAAAAAGUAACACUAUUGAAUUAAAAAAAAUCAGUUUAACUAGUGCAUGGUAUAUACAGUCUAUAUUUGAUUUUUUUACAUUAAAUCUUGUGAUUAGAAGAUACGAUUUAUUAUAUGCUAUUUAAUACCUCUGGGAGAUAUAACUAAAUCAAAGGUGGUGGUUAAUUUCAUUUAUCAGGGAAGUGGGAUAAUAUUUUUUAAAUAACUAAAUCUGCUAAAUUGCACAUUAUACUAUUAUGAUUCUAAGUACGUAUCAGUGGCUUGGCAAAUCUGUUCUUUUGAAGCAUAACAUCCCCAAAUGAGCCCACCCACUUCUUUAAAAACAUAUAACUAUAUUGUAGUCUUCGGAGGAAGGCAAGUGGGCUUUUUUAUAGCGGUAUACAAAACAUAAUAUUGAAAUACUGCGUAAAGGCUUAGGGAAUGAAAAUAGCAACAACAAAUACUUGAUAUCUGUAUUCUACUUGGGAUACUUGGGAGAAAGAGAUUAUCUAGUACAGUAAAUUAAUGUACUUAGAAGUUGGUUGAUUAAUUGGGCUCUAAUGACCUUACAGAGUGAACUAACAUAUUUUCUAAAUACAUUAGUAGAUAAGAAUGAAAUUUCUUAAUUUCAAACCCUCUGGUAAAAGUUAAGAAUUAGCAAAAAUUUAAAUGUUUGCAUUUGACAAUGUAUAGAUUAAGGUAACAAAUAAAUUCGGGUUAUAUGUGAGCAAGGUUUUACACUGAAACAUCUCUGCAAAUAUCUAUAUAGAAUUCUGUCAUUCUUUAUAACUACAUUCUAAUAGUUACUCAUUAUACUAAGAAACUGUUAAGAUAGGAACAUAUGAGGCACUAUACAAAAUGAAACCAUAAAUGAAGAGAAAUAUGCUUUUUAUACUCAUAUAAAUAUUCUAGUAAGUCUUGAUAUGAAGUGAAAAGCUCUGUUUUAUUAUCCUGAUACUUUGUGAUAGAAAAUGUUAAUAUUCUUCAUGAACUAUACAGUCCUUAUAUUUUUUCCUUGGUGUAGGAACAACAGGUUAGUUAGCUACUCAUAUAUGUAACUGUAACAAAAUUAUACCACGUUAUCUACCCAUUACAUAUAAUAUAAGUGGAAGUUUUUAGUAGCCUGAUAGAAAACUGCCACCAUAACUGAAAAUUAGAAUAAGUGUAAAUUUUUCAAAAAAAAAUACUCUUAAAUAAAAAUAACAGUGUCUAAAAUUUGGGACAUUUAAGAAGUCAGCACUUCAUUGGCUCACUUCAAAGUGAGUAAAUGGGGGUCAUAACAAGGUGCUUAUUAUACUUAGCAAAGUUAAAUGUAUUUCUUUUCCAAUUUUUGAUUAAUAGAAAUAGUGAUUUUUUUCUCUCACAACUUUCACACAGCUUUUCUCUGAAAAUUGCAAAGAUACUGUCAGGUGAGGAAUACCUGUUGAUCUAAUUUCUGUUCCAGCAUAUUUUGCUUCAGAUGUCAAAUAAAAUGGAGACUGUGUAAUGACAUGCAAAGUAAUUUGUUUAAGUGUUUAAAUAAAAUGUGUAUCUGUAUGGUCUUUGUGGAAGUCCUAGUAAGAAAUCUACAGGAUGGAUUUUUAGCUUGGUUGUAUAUUUUUGUCAGAAAGUUAUUAUCCUGUGAAUGUUUAUGUUACAGCUAACAAGCACCACUCUAAAAA
This is a messenger RNA of Camelus dromedarius (Arabian camel), 3888 nucleotides long. It is a transcript of the gene POF1B, whose product is annotated as POF1B actin binding protein. Bases 91 to 1863 code for a protein of 590 amino acids. Gene Ontology annotation, molecular function: actin filament binding. Gene Ontology annotation, biological process: actin filament organization; bicellular tight junction assembly; epithelial cell morphogenesis. The transcript is spliced from 17 exons. Lineage: Eukaryota; Metazoa; Chordata; Mammalia; Artiodactyla; Camelidae. Gene Ontology annotation, cellular component: actin filament; adherens junction; bicellular tight junction. The record is from RefSeq and is a predicted model, not a curated record.